UCGGUGGCAUUAGUGCGUUAAUAUGAUGCGCGGCAGGCACGUCGUACUCGAGCAACGAGCACACUCGUCGCGAUCGAGGCCCGUUCCGAGCUCCGCGGCCUCAGCUGAGCGGGAUCGCGUGAAAAUCGCAUGAGUUUCAGUCUUAAUCUCGAACAGAGUAAGUUUGACGCGUGUGAUCGCAUGAGGAACGGGUGCGGAUCAUAUAUGUAGCUCGCAAUUUAAUGCUUUCGCGACCGAUAACACUAUACGUUUAGACGUAGUAUUAUACGUUUUUCUAUUUUUAUAAAUUCUUCAGAAUUGUUAUAGUAAUACGUCAUAGUAAUGCGUCUUUUCGCGAGUCAAAACUGAUUAGUACAUGAGUCGUUUUAUUAUAUUAUACGAUCGAUGAAUCAAACCUUCAACAGAGGAAGAUAAUUUAUUAAAAUUUUAAACAUAUUAUUUUUUAAUAACGAAUUAGUGACGAGAUUUGCUAAAAAUCGAGUAGAUGUACCUGACGAAUAUAUAGACUCAAGAACAUUUCACAGUGAACAUUCACGAGUGAGGAAUUAAAACAAUAUCCCGCGAAAAAUAUCGAGUUAAAAAUACUACGUCGAAAAAUCCGAGGAAGCGAUCGGUCGCUUCCAUGAUAUAUGUGUACAAGAAUACACAUCUCGGUAACAUAUGAGAAAACAAAAUGGAUUCAACAUGCGCGAUGUGCGUGUAUGCGUGAGAACGCGUAAAAGCGUCGCCUGCAAACAUUAAGUACUCGUUUUGAAGAGUCCAGUCCAGUCGAAAGUGCUCGGAUGCAUUCAAUGUGUCUCCAAGAAAAUGCAGUUUCGCGAUGUACUGUCAGCUUGAGAGAAUGUCUGAGGAGUGACAGUGGGAAGCGUGAUGAAAUCAGUGAAAUUCCAGACGAUUCUAGAUAAUAGAAACGACGAUUUUCUUUCAAUAUGUAUUCAAAAUUGCAGUGACAAAAUCGAUAUUUUUAUUCGUUAAAUCAUCGAGGAUCCUUGGUUUUAAAUAAUGACUCUGAUUCUAUCAUAUAAACAGUUGUGUUUUAUAAAGUUUCAAUGAUUUCAAAAUUGAAAGUCACCUGUAUUGAUCAUCGAAAUUAACUAUCGUAUAAUUGCUAGAAAUCCAAAGAAAAUUAUAUUGAGAAAUUAUAUUGAGAAAUUAUUAAAAAAACGAGAAAGGAGGAUAAUAAUCAAUAAUUUUAUGACAACCGAUGAUUCAACAAGUUUUCUCGAAAGAAAUGAGAAGAUAAUCGAAUGAGAGUAUUAAAGAACGUCGCGUUCGGAUCUAAAGACACAGAGAUGAUAAACAAUCAUCGGGGAUCUAUCAAUCAGAAAAUUAUUACGUUGAUCCGAGACCGGAACCGAUAAACUUGCAGGCCGAUUAGAUAAAAAAUAUGGCAGCUUGCCAUCCGACACCUGCCAUGCAACGCAUGCAGGACUCGACUCGGAUCAGUUACGGUACGAGUGCUCCAAAUCAGAAGACCCUUCAGCAGUCGACCUAUCCGCCGCACUUGCUCAAUUGGGUCUAUCUGGCCAUCGCCGAGCAAAAUCCAUCGCAACCACCCGAUCAGAGCAAGCUACUUCCUACAAUCUGGAACAAUUUUCCUGGCGCGUCGCAGACUUAUUUGCAUCAAGGCUCACUGAAUCCGUCCGGAUCCAUCAGACCAAUGAGAGGCAGUGUGGCGGAGAAUAUUGCGGAUUUGGCGGAACACUUUACGGAUUUAAGCUUAAACGAUAGGAAACCGACCAAGCGGCCGCCGUCAACAUAUCUGUGUCACUUGUGUUUCAAGAAAGGUCAUUACAUCAAGGAUUGUCCGCAGGCGCGACCGAAAGGCGAGGGUCUGACGCCGUAUCAGGGCAAGAAACGAUGUUUCGGCGAAUACAAGUGCCCGAAAUGCAAGCGCAAGUGGAUGUCGGGCAACAGCUGGGCCAAUAUGGGCCAAGAAUGCAUUAAGUGUCACAUCAACGUAUAUCCGCAUAAGCAGAGGCCGUUGGAAAAACCCGAUGGUCUGGACGUGUCCGAUCAAAGCAAGGUCCAUCCUCAGCACCUCUGCGAGAAGUGUAAAACGUUGGGUUAUUAUUGCAGGCGCAGCGCAAUAAUAACCUAAUGACAAUCGAAUUCCGUCCAAUUUAUUAAUCGCUUAAUCGAACUAAGGAAGAGAGAAAAUGUUCUAUCGAGAUGAAUUAAAAAAAAAAAAGACAAAUCUGAAAAAUCCAUCAUGUUCAAUAUAUAUGUUAAAUCGAGUUGAUACCGAUCAACUCGGAUACAGAUCUAGACAAGAUAGAUAAUGCUCAUCUGUCGCGAGAGAUUAAACGACGAACGAAUUUAUAUAUACAUAUUGCACGAGAGAAAUAAAACGGAUAUAUUUUUAUGUACAAUUACAAUUAAACGAGCUGUUUGUAUCGCACGAUCUUUAGUUAGGAUUGCGAUUUGAAAAGAUAUACUCUCUCUAUCCAUACUGAACAAUUAUCUACACAGAUACAAAGCGUACAAGAGUGCCAGCAAUGUAAUUUUUUUUUGACUUGUCGAUAUUUGACAACCGGCACACUGUCGCAUAUAGGAAAACGUGAGUGAGAAACGAGAGCGUCACAUUCUCAGGGAUAUAAUAUUUUGAUCCUUUAAGAAUUUUAAUAAUAAUUGUUAGCGAGCAGUAGUAACACACGAUCGUAAACAGAAGGUUCACACGUCACAAUAAUUUUGAGUUACAUUAAAUCAUGUCGUCAUCGAAAUAGUCUUGUUCAACGGAUCCAAGACAUGUAAACGUUAUAUGUAUAAACCUCUUAUUAUUCAAUAUAUUAUUUGCAUAUGUACAAAUUGGGCGAUAUCGCGAAACUGAAGAAACAUUUAAGUUGCAUAAGUUCAAUAAAUUACAAGCGAUAAUUGAAAUCGAUACAAUUAUGUUUGAAAUUCAGUUUUUGACUGUAGAUUUUUAGCUACGCAAAAGCGAUGCCUAUUUUAUCCGGAAACGGCGAUGAUGUAGAUAGUCAUUUCUCACAUAUCUCAAUAACAUUCUGAAACUGAAAUUGCAAAUUUUGAUUUCGAUCCUCGAUUAGCAAUCAGAGUCGAGUAGUUCUCUCCAAGAAUGGCAUUGAACAUGUACGAAUCAAACAUACAUGAUUAUCCAUACAGAUUAUCCAUACAUGUGAGAGAAGAAAAUUUUUUCUCACUUGCAGUUCUAAGUAGGAUUUGUAAAUGUUUAAGUAGAAUUUGUAAGAAUAGAUAGCUGAAAGAUAUUAUUCGGCUCGCAUCAUUCAGAAACACA
Camponotus floridanus (Florida carpenter ant) is the source of this 3256-nucleotide messenger RNA. RefSeq names its product zinc finger CCHC domain-containing protein 24. The transcript has 4 exons. The record is from RefSeq and is a predicted model, not a curated record. Bases 1388 to 2101 code for a protein of 237 amino acids. Gene Ontology annotation, molecular function: zinc ion binding; nucleic acid binding. NCBI's taxonomy places the organism in Eukaryota, Metazoa, Arthropoda, Insecta, Hymenoptera, Formicidae.